Messenger RNA from Copidosoma floridanum, 1775 nucleotides. RefSeq lists its product as uncharacterized. Lineage: Eukaryota; Metazoa; Arthropoda; Insecta; Hymenoptera; Encyrtidae. The record is from RefSeq and is a predicted model, not a curated record.
UAUGUGAUGUAUGAUUUGAAAACAAAAAGUUGUGCCAAAAGAGAUGCAUGAAAAAAAAAGAAUGAAAUUAAAUUCGGUGGCCAAACACGUUUUCGUCCGACCAAACACGAUUCGACGAUCGAGGGAACAACUGCGCACCCAAUCAGGCAAAUGGCGUUACUAGCUCGAGUGACGAUAACAAUCGCGCUUCUACACUCGAUGACACCGACGGUGAAACCCCGUGGCAUCGACACCUACCACGAGGAAUGGACUUUUCAAAAGAAAGAAAUCAUCCUCAGCCGAGAUCUGUCGACCCGGGAGUCCAACAGCGCGGGCGAAAACAGCUUUCUGUACGCCCUAUGCGAGGACGGGCACUGGAAGCCGACCAAGACCUGCAACGUCGUGGUCGAGCACUACACCCCGGAGCACAUCACUUACAGGAGCACCUGCAGGUUGAAUCUGGCCACUGGCAAGGAAAGCCGUAUGAUCGGGAGGAACUUCAUUUUGACGCACCUGGGAAACACGAAUAGGGCACUUUUCGCAUGGCUGGAUCGAGAGAGGACCAAUUGGGCGGCUCACGAGGUUUACCUCUGCGUUCGCGUGGUCGACUGGUCCAGUUGUAAAUCCACCGAUGUCAAAAUUCCGAUAGACCCGCAAAACGACCUGGUCGACGAGAUCGUCUUCAACAACGUUUUGGCCCGCGACGAUACCUUCGAGGUGUUUUUCAACGGCAAAGAGCUCUGCCGCACCGGCCGGUGCAAAAUGACGUUCAACGCCGACGGCCAGCGUAUAGGCCAGCCCGAAUCUUUCUUGCCCAAAGAGGAGCUGACGACACCUCUGUCUAUGGUCCUACCUGUAAGCAACAGCACAGCAUUCAAGGGGUACUUUGUCAUCGAGUGGACGUCGAAAACACUGGCCGUUAAGCUCGUGGGUGCAGACGGCAGUGCAAAGGAAGCCACGAGGGUCUUGUUGGAGGGUUACACGAAUUUCGGCGUGUCCAGUGGGUUCGAGGUUUUUGGGGUGUGCUGGUUGCCCAUGCACGGCGAUGCCACGGUCAAGUGCGCUCAAAUAGACUCGGGUGGCGAGGUGAUACUGAACGUGACCUUGAACUUUGGUUACAGGGUGAUGCUCGUGAGGAUGCACAAUUUGGUUGGCGGUGGGUUUUUGCUGCUGCAACUGGGGUGCACCGAUGAUUUUUGCGUUGGUUACAAAACGUUUUUCGUGAGCAGGAUACGCGGUAAUGGUCGCCAUGAUAAUCGGCCACUCGAGAUCAGCGGGAUCGAUUUGGACGUUUCGGUUUUGGACAGGUACAGGGUCAACCUGUUCGAGAGGGCUGGUGACGAGCUUUGCGUGAGUUUCGCUGGACCGGCUACCCUCAGCGAGUUUGACAUCAUCCAACAAAAGCCCAGGAUGACUUACGUAAGCAAGUGUUUCGAUAAAAAAUACGUUAUCGGCUAGUGAAAGUGUCCCAUCGGUGAAAAAAUAAAAGCUUUUUUAAAACUGACACAUGCAGCGCUCCCGACGCUUUGGCUCGGCUCUAUACCAUUUUGGGUGGUUAAUAAGCUAUCAAAAAAUUUUUAAGGAGGAUUUUCAUUUAAGAUGACGAAAAAUAAAUACACUACAGCACGUAUUUUUUCAAAAAGUGUAAUUAUUUGAUCCAACGACUGUUUUUGGGAAUUUAUUGUUUUGUAAAAAUAUUUUAAAUACUUACUUCUUCACAAUCAUAUAGUUUAAGUUUGCACUUAUGAGCUCAUUCGGCAAAAAUUCUUUCAAUAAAUGCAAAAGUAGGUACAGCA